GCAGCUGGGGGGCUCUGGAAGGUUCUGGCAGGCGGUGACACAGCACAGGGCCACUCAGGGCAUCCUGCUCUGACUCAUCCGGCCAUUCCCGAGCCUGGCCCAGCCCCAGCCCCUUCUCACGCCGCGUCCCGGGGAUUGUUUUCCGGGCAGAGCGAGAGGCCGGGAGCGGCUCCAAGGGCCAUCCAUCACUCGCAAGCAGGCCGAGCCUCUCCCGAUGACAGGAGGACGGACACGUCCCUGGCACGGGGGCCCUGCAGGCUGCCAGCCCCCUCCCCACCCGCCCUCUGCGGCUGCGUGCGGCCGCCCCAGCCCGGCACAAGCUUCUGGUCCCUUCCGCGGGGCUGCCGCGAUUUCCAUUAAUAGCCAGCUGAGCAGCCCGGCUAAAAAUAACCCCGGGCCCUCUUCAUAAGGGCCGGGCCGCCCUCCCCUCGGGCAGCCCCGCACGCCAUGGCCGAGCGCCGCGUCCCCUUCACCUUCCUGCGCAGCCCCAGCUGGGACCCCUUCCGCGACUGGUACCAUGGCAGCCGCCUGUUCGACCAGUCCUUCGGGAUGCCGCACAUCCCCGAGGAUUGGUACAAGUGGCCGAGCGGCAGCGCCUGGCCCGGCUAUUUCCGCCUGCUGCCCCGGGAGAGCGCCCUGAUGCCGGCGCCGGGCUCGCCCUUCGGGCAGGCGCUGAGCCGGCAGCUGAGCAGCGGCAUCUCCGAGAUCCGCCAGACCGCCGACAGCUGGAAGGUCACCCUGGACGUCAACCACUUCGCCCCCGAGGAGCUGGUGGUGAAAACCAAGGAUAACAUCGUGGAGAUCACCGGCAAACACGAGGAGAAGCAGGAUGAGCACGGCUUCAUCUCCAGGUGCUUCACCCGAAAAUACACCCUUCCCCCGGGUGUGGAGGCCACGGCCGUGCGGUCCUCGCUGUCUCCCGAUGGAAUGCUGACGGUGGAGGCGCCCCUGCCCAAACCCGCCAUCCAGUCUGCCGAAAUCACCAUCCCCGUCACCGUGGAGAGCCAGGCCAAGGAGCCGGCCAAGAAGUAGGCGGCACCGAGGAGGAGGAGGAGACGGAGGAGGAGGAGGAGGAGAAGCCGCCGCUGCUACCCCCGCCCCCAGCUGCCCCCUCACACCCACCCCCUUUUUACUGUUGAUUUUGUACUCGCCCUGCCACUGAGUGCCUUG
Melospiza georgiana is the source of this 1170-nucleotide messenger RNA. It is a transcript of the gene HSPB1, whose product is annotated as heat shock protein family B (small) member 1. Bases 448 to 1032 code for a protein of 194 amino acids. Lineage: Eukaryota; Metazoa; Chordata; Aves; Passeriformes; Passerellidae. The record is from RefSeq and is a predicted model, not a curated record. Gene Ontology annotation, molecular function: protein folding chaperone. Gene Ontology annotation, biological process: response to heat; protein refolding. The transcript is spliced from 4 exons.